AUGUUGCGUGUCGUGUUACUCCUGUGUCUUAUUACAAUCACAAUCGGCUUCACAACGGAAAAGUCAUUCGCGGAGAGGUUAGACAAACUCUACGAGAAACUAGAGAAGUUAACAGUUGCGCCCGAGUCGAACGGGGAGGCUCGCAAGUUGUAUGAGAAAUUGGAUAGAUUUAACUCGAUAACCCCGAAUCGGGCAUUGUCCGAGGAUGAGGAACUGCUCUCCGCUAUGCAAAUCUGGGGGAGCAUGAGCGACGAACAGCUUCAGGGGCUGUUGAGAGAGAUCCAGCAGAUUAAGGAGGAGAAAGGCGAGAAGAUCAUAGAAGAUUACGGUGACGCUGACUGGAAUGACGACGAUGAACUAUCAGAUGGGGAUUACGCAAAUGACGUUGGUGAAGAGUGGGAUCCUAUUGAAGAAGAGAUUAGCUCGACUGCGAAACCUAACCUCGCUGUAACCCCGUCGGCCUUCACCCGGUUAGACGGAUACAGACAUACUAUUGUGUCCGCCGUGGAUCCCAUUGCCGCUACUAAUGAAAGGCCGAGGAUUUUGGAUGAUUCUCAGUCUACUGCCGAGGAGAGGAGGGAACUUCGCAAAGCGGUAAUUUCCAACAUGGGCGCGGUCGUACGCGCUGCCAAAUGCCUCAUUCCCCAACCGAGGUGGCUUACCGUGAGAAAACUUGCGCCUGCGGCGGAUACAGUAUACAUGCCUCCCUGCGUCCAGCUGCACCGCUGCGCGCCAGACUCGGGCUGCUGCUACAAUGAAGACGAGGUCUGCGCGCCGGUUGAUGGAAAAUAUGUCGCUAUACCUUUCUUCUUAAACAAAGCUGAUGGAAAUCUGACAGCAGCGCGAAUGUUGUUCUUCAACCACACGAAAUGCGCAUGCGUCUCAAAGGAAACGCUCCAGAGUACAGCAAGAACGAGGUUAGAGGAACGGCGGGACUCCAGAGAGAGACAGAACGAUUGGAGAGCCACAGAAGAGCCAAGGUUAGAAAGAGACGAAGAACAGACCUCUCCGCCACUGUUGCGGAGAUGCACGUGUCCCCACCUCUUUCGCAGUCGAAUAAGAGAUGGCAUUUGCGUCUGUAUCUGCGAUUGGCCAGACAACACAACGAGACGUGACUGCCUCUCUCUAGCACGUGGACGGGAGCACUUCGGCUUAAGAGACAGGGUAUGCAUAGCGCAAGGCAACUGUAACCCACCGAGCUGCGAAUACGGCACGUACGAGAGGCAUUCGGGCCGUUGCCCCCUCCUCCGACGGUACAAGCGAAGGUUUCAUAUGAGGGGGAGAUAUCAGCCUGAUAAGAUAAUUGUGUGA
This is a messenger RNA of Leptosia nina, 1311 nucleotides long. Lineage: Eukaryota; Metazoa; Arthropoda; Insecta; Lepidoptera; Pieridae. The record is from the annotation of a GenBank genome assembly.